Messenger RNA from Thecamonas trahens ATCC 50062, 4623 nucleotides. RefSeq names its product G8 domain-containing protein. Gene Ontology annotation, molecular function: protein binding. Bases 1 to 4623 code for a protein of 1540 amino acids. The transcript is spliced from 3 exons. The record is from RefSeq and is a predicted model, not a curated record. NCBI's taxonomy places the organism in Eukaryota, Apusomonadida, Apusomonadidae.
AUGUGGGCUCAUGCUGUGCUUGCUCCAGCCCUUGCGCUUGUCGCGUUGCUGGCGCUGGUCGGGACGGCGCGUGCCGCGUGCCCGCAUGCGGGUGUGGCUAACCGCUGGUCGUCGACACCGCCGCCAGGCGGACAGGACGUGACCAUUCCGUCGGGCACGCUUCUGCUCGACACCUCGGUCACGCUCAACUCGAUCACAGUCCCAUCAGGCGCGACGCUUGUCAUCGACAACUCGGUGCUCACCCUGACGGUCGGGCACAUCUCGAUCGAGUCCGGAGGCACGCUGCUCGGCGGCGCGCCCGACUGCCGGCUCACUGCUGAUGUCACCAUCACGCUCACCGGCAGCUACACGACAGCCGAUCUCAUCGGUGGUGGCUUUGGUGCCAAGGGCAUUGCCACCCACUCGGGUGGGCGGUUCGAGCUGCACGGCGUCUCGCCGUCGCACACUUGGACCAUGCUCUCGGCGACGGUCAACCCCGGCGCGACGGCGCUCCCGGUGGUGGACGCCGUCAACUGGCAGGCCGGCGACAAGAUCUUUGUGGCCACCACCGACUUUUACCGCGACCAGAACGAGGUCCUCACCGUGGUCUCGGUGACCAACGGCGGGCGGACGAUCAACGUUGCCGAGUCGCUCGCCUUUAUGCACUACGGUGCCGGCCACGAAGUCGCCGAAGUCGGCCUCCUCACCCGCAACGUCAAGGUCCAGGGCGAUGCCGCGUCGGUCGCCUCCGAGUUUGGCGGGCACAUCAUCCACCGCGAGGCCACUGUCCGCUUCACCGCUAUCGAGUUUACCCGGAUGGGCCAAAAGGGCGUCCUCGGCCGCUAUCCGGUCCACUACCACCAAACCCACAACGUUGUCGGCCAAGACAUGUACGUCCGCGACUCGGCCAUUCACUCUUGCUACCAGCGCUGCGUCGUCGGUCAUGACACCCAAGGCCUCAUCGUCGACAACAACGUCGGCUACGACACUAUCGGUCACUGCUUCUUCCUCGAGGAUGGGCCCGAGACCGACAACGUGUUCAACCACAACCUUGCGGUCCUCGCUCGCCCCGGCUCGCUCAUCCCCACCGAUUCCGAGCCGUCGGGCUUCUGGCUGCCGAACCCGAACAACGUGGUGACCAACAACCACGCAGCAGCCUGCACCAUGGGCAUCUGGUACUCGCUGCCCGAGCGCCCGACCGGCCUCUCCGAGGCCGCCUACGCCUCAUCGCAGGUCUACCCGCGCCAGACUCCCAUGGGUCUCUGCGACGGCAACGUCGUCCACUCGUGCGAGACCGGCCUUAUGCUCGACGAGGGCCCGCGCCCCGACGGCACCUCGGAGCUCUUCUCGUACAAGCCGCGCAACGGCCCGUACGACUCCAGCUGGUACUCGGUCAAGGACGUCGUCAUCUCGCAGAUCACCAACACCGUGGCCUUCAAGAACACCCGGACCGGUAUUUGGACCCGCGGUAACAAGCACCACGUCCUCAACUCGAUCGUCGUCGACAACCGCGCGGGCGUCAACCUCGUUGGCGGCUACAACCUCGUCGAAGGCCUGACUGCCAUCGGCGCCACAGCCAACGUCGGCACUCCGCGCAACUCGCGCGAGAACGCCGCCGGCCGCACUCUGCCGCAGCCAUGGUGCGACGGCUGCCGCACCGUCGGCUUUGAGGCCUACGACAACGAUGGUCCCCAGUACUUGCGCUCGGCUACAUUUACCGACUACGUCUCGACUUUGUACCUCAAGGCCGGCGCCAUCGGUCAGCUCGACUGCGCGCGCAACCUCCACGCCGCCGCCAACAAGAUCGAGGGCGUGACACUCAACAACGCCAACGCCGUCUUUAUUCGCUUUUGCGGGCCUGACAUCAAGGAGAACCCCAAGCGCUCAGCGUUCCAGGAUGUCGACGGCUCGUUGACCGGCGUCGUUGGCGGUUGGGUCGUCUCGGGCGACCCGGUUCUCCUCGCCAACGCGCCCUCGGGCUGCGUCGAGCAUCCCGAGUGGGGCGAUGAUCAGUCGCAGUUUGUCUGCCCGCCGUUCUUUGCCGGCUUCACCACCCUCCGCAUGCGGAACCGGAACACCGGCGGCUCCAACUUUGGCACCUCCGUGACCAACGACGACUUUGUCCGCGCCACCUGGCACGCCCUCGGCUCGGGUGCCUCUUCGACUACCACCUGCGAGGACUCGAACGAUCCGGUUCGGGACCAGUGCAAGUUCAACGCCGCCCCGUACGCCGCCUACGCGCUCACUUUUCCGCACCCCACUCCGCCCGAGUGGGAGGCCAUCCUCCACCACUCGUACCUCAACGAGUGGAUGGUCAUCGCGCUGCCGUACCCGUCGACCACCUUUACCGUCACCAACUCGUGGGACAACGCUCCCAAACCGGCCGCCUCGUCGCGGGACACUCUCUCGUACGACAACCCCUGGUACUACGAUGCCGCCGGCAAGUGGCUCUACCUCUAUGUCGUCCAGACCGAUCUCGACGACAUCGACACCUUUGGCUUUACCACGCCCGAGGACUUUACCGGUCGACUCAACGUCGUCGCCGGGUGCGGCGCCAACUGCAACGCCGGCACGGUUUCGAUUCCGUCGGCGCUUGCCGAUCCGACCGAUGCCUACGAGGCCGUCCUGCAGGGCUGCCAGGCCGGGACGGGCUCGUCCGCCACCGGCAAGGCCAUGCUGCAGUACAACCCGAACACCCGCUGGCUGGCGUGGAACAUUGUGUCCACGCUCAACGACGCUCCGACCGCCAUGCACAUGCAUCGCACCACCGGCGGCAUCGCCUUUGGCUUCAACACCGUCUUCGCACCCGUCCGCGGUGGCCGCACCCUCUCCUGGGCCGAGCACGAGCAGCUCUGGGCUGGUGAGUGGUACGUCAACAUCCACACCUCUGCCUCGCCCGGCGGCGAGAUCUCGGGCCGUGUCGGCUGCAAGGACGCCAGCUGCUCUCCGCCCGAGGCCAUUCCAUCACCGGCCGACCCAUGCGCGCCCGGAGGCACCUCACUCCUGGUCUAUGCCAACGGUGCGCUCGAGUCGGGCUUCUCCGAUUGGUCGUGGGGCGACUACAACGCCGAGAAGGACUUUGCCUCGACCGGCGGCGGCGAUGUCUUUUGCGGCUCGUCGGUCCUCUACCAGCGCUACUCGGAGUGGUCGUGCCUUCAGGCCCGCUACCCUUCGGUCCUUUCCCUGCCAGGCAGUGUGACCAACUUCCAGUUCUACGCCAAGCGCGCAGACUCGAAUCCGACGCCCUCGACCCUUAAGGUCCGUAUUGUCGACGCUUCCGGCUCGGACAUCAACACUGUUGACGUCCGCGCCGACCACGUCGACAAGUAUGUCGUCGACGCUGCCGGCUACUCGCGAGUUCGCAUCCCGCUCGCCGAGCUCGGCACCGCUGGCGGCCAGCAGAUUGCCGGCGUCAAGAUCUGCGUCAACGAGCUCGGCGGCGCGGCCUCGCACUCGUUCUACUUUGACGACAUUCGAUUUAUCUCCUCUACCUCGGAUCCGCUCUCGGGCUCUUCCAAGUCGAUCUACGUCCUGUCGAACGACUCCUGGAUCGCCUCCAUCACCGCCCACCCCCGCCCCAACCCCCGCCCCGACCCCGACCCCGACCCCGACCCCGACCCCGACCCCGACCCCGGCGCCCGUUGUGUGGCCAAGUCGGUGGAGAUCCUGACGUGGGAGGCUGGUGGCGUGAACGUCGAUGCCUUGGCGUCGCUCGACUCGCCCGUGUUUGUGGAAAUCCGCGUGCCAGCGUCGUCGCGUGACGAUGCCGGCAGGGCGCGGGCGCUUCUGCAGGCGGCGGCGCAGGGGCAGACUUUGUCCAUUUCGGCGACACCCGCGUCAGCAUCCGCAACGCUCACGCUGGUUGUCGGCUACUCGCCAUCGUCGUCGGAGCGGCUGGCGGCAUCUAGCACGCCCGGUGCGCGCGCGUCUGUCGUCAUCACCGACGCCACGUCGCGAACUCGGUACUACGUCACCAUUCGCGCCGACAAGGAGACAUCGGUGAGCGUGGCGAUGGCCGAAGGUGACGCCGACAACACCCAGGUGACCGGCGCGGGCAGUGGCGCGCCACAGGCCUCAUCCGGCACCCCGGUGUGGAUCUACGGCGCAGCCGGUGGCGGAGUAUUGAUUGUCGUCGUCAUUAUCAUUGCCGUUCUCGUGGCCAAGAAGCGCUCGUCGUCGUCUGACUUUGACAUGGCCGCCUUUGCCAGCAACUACACUUCGGCCGAGCCCAAGUCGUUCGUCUCGCUGCAGAGCGAGUACGCCGGCGUGCCGUCAUCGUUCGGCCCGCCGUCGUUCGGAUCCGUCAUGCCGUCUGCGCCCGACGCCGGUCAGGUUGUUGAGACGGUCCAGGCCAAGUACGCCUUUUCCGGUUCCAACGUCGACGAGAUGUCGUUCUCCAAAGGCGACGUCAUCUCGGUCCACGUCAUCCACGACGACGGCUGGGCGCUUGGCUCCAAGUCGUCCGGCGCCCGUGGCGUCUUCCCGUACAACUACGUCGAGCCGUACGAGAAGCCUGCGGCGCAUCCCGCGCUUGCCCGCACACCGCCCCCGCCCAGGCCCAAGCCCUCGUUUGGCGGCGCAGCGCCGCGGACCGCGCCCAAGCCCAUGCCCAAGCCCAAGCCCAAGCCCAAGCCGCACUGGUAG